This is a messenger RNA of Rotaria sordida, 1506 nucleotides long. The record is from the annotation of a GenBank genome assembly. Lineage: Eukaryota; Metazoa; Rotifera; Eurotatoria; Philodinida; Philodinidae.
AUGUUGAAUGUUACUAUCAUAUUAAUUAUUUUGAUUAAUAAUAUUUAUCAAAUAAUCUCUAUAACUCAAUGUAAUCUAUUAAAUCCUAUUGAUUUACAAUCAGCUACAUAUAGUCAUUCAUUAAUAUUACGUGUGCAACCAACAUAUUCAUCUGAAACAAUUGAAAAAACUCUUAUAAUAAGUGAAGUUCUUGUACGUGAAGUAAUAAAAAUUUCAACAAAUAAUUAUAAUAAAAUAAAAAUGAAUGAUUUAAUAUUAAUUCGAAUUGAUAAUAAUAUUGAAGAAAUAUAUGAUGAUUCAUGUUGGUAUUUACUUCGUAUAACAACAAUUGAUAUUAUACUUUUUCUUAAUGAAACAAAUACAAAUGAAUUUGAUUUACGAUAUCCACCUAUGGAAUCAACAUUAUAUGUUCGAUAUAAUAUUGAUGCUGUUAUAAAUUAUGAAACUUAUGCACCGCAAGUUAUUAUUAAAACUCAAAUUGAUAAACCAAUUUUAUUAAAUGAUUAUUCUUUACAAUGUAAUGUUCGUGGUAAUCCAUUACCACGUUUAUUAUGGAGUAAAAAUAAUCAAACAUUAGAAUAUUAUCCAACAGCUAAACAAUGUAAAAUACCAUGUCGAAUUUAUUCUAUUCAAAAUGAAUAUGAAUCAUUUUUAUAUUUUCGAACAUUAUCAAUGGACGAUAGUGGCAUUUAUAUGUGUCAUGCAGAAAAUGCAAUAAAUUAUACGAUGACUAGUGUUUAUAUAGAUGUCGAUCAAGUUAAUAUAAUAAAUCAAUCGAAUAUAAAUUUGACUUGUGCCAUUUUAAAAUAUUGUCAUCAUCGAGGUCAAUGUAUUAGUAUUGAUAAUCAAUGGAAAUGUUUAUGUGAUAAUCAAUAUAUGGGUGAUGAAUGUGAAAUAAAUUAUGAUGAUAUAAUAAAAAAACAAAAUAAUGAAAUUCUUUUAUUUAAAUCACGUUUAUUAACUGGUUCUAUUCUAAUUCUUAUUUGUUUUAUUCUAAUAUUAAUUGCUAUUAUAUCUUAUUUUCAUGCAAGAAAUAAAAAAUUCAAACGAAAAAAUCGUUCAAUAUCAUCAAAAUCAAUUAUUAAUGGAAAGAUUUCAAAAUCUCAAUUUAUUGAACAAAUAAAUAAAUCUGAAAUACAACAAUCAUUAUCAAUUCCUAUAGUUCGUAUAAUAAAUAAUCGUUCAAUUUUAAAGAAAGAAUCAUUAACAACAGAUAAUAAUAAUGAUGAUGAUGAUGAAUAUAGAAAUUCAAAUGGUUAUUGUAAUUCAACAAAACUCAAUAAAGAAUGUUUUUCAUUAAAAAUGAAUAAUAUUGAAGAAUCAAAUUUUCAAACAUCAACAAAUGGUUUAAUUCUUUCAGAAGAUUAUUUAGAAUUUUAUCAACCAGAUGUUCAAUCAGGUUUAAUACGACCUUUAACUAUACGAACAAAUACACCAAAAUAUUAUAAAAAAAAUCUUUCAUCACAUCAUCGAUUUCUUUUAUCUCAAUCAAUUGAUCAACAAUAA